Messenger RNA from Pelobates fuscus (common spadefoot toad), 3470 nucleotides. RefSeq names its product AGBL carboxypeptidase 3 (gene AGBL3). Gene Ontology annotation, biological process: proteolysis. Gene Ontology annotation, molecular function: metallocarboxypeptidase activity; zinc ion binding. The record is from RefSeq and is a predicted model, not a curated record. The coding region runs from base 138 to 3440 and encodes 1100 amino acids. The transcript is spliced from 22 exons. NCBI's taxonomy places the organism in Eukaryota, Metazoa, Chordata, Amphibia, Anura, Pelobatidae.
CCGGAAAGUAAGAGACGGAGGAGGACCCAUGGGAGGAGAGACAAAGGGAAGUAUCCAGAGAGAUGCUACGGGGAUCCCGAUCAGUGGUUUUGUCAUCCUUAAUAACAAAGAUAAAUUGUAAUUGCCAUUGAUUCAUCAUGUCUCAUGACACAGGAAAGGAAGACCCACUUUCUGAACAUACAAGCAGUAGUGAGUCUGAGUCGGAAGAAGACCUUUAUGAAUCUGAAGAUGUUAAUACAUAUGAAUAUUGUGCAGCAGAAUCUGCAUGUAAUUCAUUCUAUAAUAGGACCACGCAAAUAGUGUAUGAAGACCAGUCUGGUAAAAAAGUUGCCCGACUAAGAGAACCCCGGGAUCUAUAUGGAGUGUCAUCUAGCAGCUUCCUCCAUAUGGCAAGAUGGCCGUUAGAGUGUGAAGUGCUCAAGGAAAAAAUUCAUCACAUUGAGUGGAGUCCAUCCACUCCGGAGCCAAUGUACAAAGCAACUGGCCUAGAGAAAGAACAGCUAAAUGUGGAUCCCUCAACUGCCAAAGUCAUCUAUCAGUCAAGGGAAGGAAGCAAGGAACCCUGUUUUGUGUGCUCCCGUGUGGGUGGGAAUCGCAGUCUAGCUAAUGAGUUAAUCCCACAAUACUGUGACACCACUUUGGAUUUUGAGGCUAGAUUCGAGAGUGGGAAUUUACAAAAAGUUUUUCAAACUGGUGAAUUUGACUACCAGAUAACUCUUCGUACAGACCUCUACACCACGCGACAUACCCAGUGGUACUAUUUCAGAGUAAGGAACACAAGAGCCAGCAUUCCCUACCGAUUCACCAUCGUCAACUUCAUGAAACCCACCAGCCUUUACAACCAUGGAAUGCAGCCUCUCAUGUACUCGGAGAAGGAAGCCGAAACACACCACAUUGGUUGGCACAGAAUUGGGGACGAAAUAAAGUACUACAAGAAUAACCUUGGACAAGAUGAAAAGCUGUAUUAUUCUCUUUCAUGGACCUUCACAUUCCCACACAGUAUGGACACUUGCUACUUUGCCUACUGUUAUCCUUACACCUACUCCAACCUGCAGGACUACUUGGCAAACAUUGCUAAUGACCCCGAACGUUCAAAGUACUGCAAGAUCCGAGUUCUGUGCCAUUCGUUAGCUGGGAACAUGGUUUAUGUGCUGACCAUCACCAACCCUUCAACCACAGGAGAACUAAAAAAGAAAAGGGCUAUAAUUGUAACAGCUCGUGUUCACCCGGGUGAGACCAACAGUUCAUGGAUGAUGAAAGGGUUUCUGGAUUACAUAUUGAGCACCAAGAGAGAUGCCUGUCUUCUGAGAGACACAUUUGUGUUUAAAGUGGUUCCCAUGUUAAAUCCAGAUGGUGUGAUUGUGGGAAACUACCGCUGCUCUCUUAGUGGACGAGAUCUAAACCGCAACUACAAAACCAGACUGAAAGAUUCCUUUCCUUGCAUAUGGUUUACCCGUAAAAUGAUCAGUCGUGUGAUGGAGGAGCGGGAGGUACUUCUCUACUGUGACAUGCAUGGGCACAGCAAGAAGCAAAAUGUCUUCAUGUACGGGUGCAAGGGCAAAAGUGUCCAUGCUGGAGAUAGCGACUUGAGUGAGCGAAUUUUCCCGUUAAUGUUUAGCAAGAACUCUCCUGAAAAGUUUUCUUUCUCAGCCUGCAAGUUCAAAGUCCAGAGAAGCAAGGAAGGUACAGGACGUGUUGUGAUGUGGAAGCUAGGAGUCAAGAAUAGUUAUACUUUGGAGGUCACUUUCUGUGGAUCAACACUGGGUAACAGACGCGGAACCCAUUUCAGCACAAAAGAUUUGCAGUCCCUAGGAUAUCACUUCUGCGACACACUCUUGGAUUAUUGUGAUCCAGACAAAAGUAAGGAACUGGAGGUGAUGGUAAAACAGACGGUGCAUUGCAAAAAGGACAAACUACCUUUGGACUCGUUUUUUGGAAGUGUUCUGUCAGAUUCUAGCAGCGGAGGAUCAGAUAGCUCAGAUUCCAAUGGACCCCCUGCCCACCUGAUGGAGCUGGCUGCUAAGGUGAGGCCCAGGAAGAAGCUGAUGAAAUCAAGAAAAGAGAGGAAUACUCUUAGCAAGAAUUGGGGGAUGAACAGAAAUCAUUAUGUGCUGGAUGAAGAUGAAAGCACAGGGGAAACAGAUCAAUUAUUCACUGUGGACCGAGGAAUGAGAGCAAUCAGUAAGCAUAUAAACCUUCCAGAGAAGACAGAUAACAUAGAGAAGAUGUCCAGUCUCCAGAACACUGUCUCCAAGCCACCUAAAAAGAAAUUUUUCAAAGAUUCAGAUGCUAAAAAGGUCUCGAGGAUCUACCUUGUGUUUAACUCCAAUGGAGAAGUAAUUUCAACAAAGUCUCACUCAGAACUUAGGAAAGAAAACAUAAUGGAAAUUGCAGAGAAAUUUGAUGGAGUCCAAUGGAAGAAGCCAGUACCUCUAUUCAGAAGUUUCAUGUCCGAAAGAUUCCCUCUUAGUAGCGUGUCUCAGCAUUGUUGUUACUAUAAUGUUGAACUAGGCACUGGUAAUAACUCUUAUAUUAAGUGUGGCUAUUGGUCGGGAGAAGAGAAAACAGCAGAUGAUCCAGGGAAAAUAGAAUGUUCGCCUUUAUUGCACAGUCAAGCAAAACAUCCAAGCACCAAGGUUCUCAAGGAUAUAGAAACCCAACAGAAAACGGACACCAGAAAUGAUACACUGAUUCACCACGUACUGCCCGUACAUCAGAAAGAUUGUAUUUCAGCUCCUGCCACCGCAACACAUACUACAGAGCAAGUUGUAUCUCGUCCUCCAGGGAGAUCUCCUAUUUCCAGAAGUACCUAUUUUCAGAGUAGUUCCGCUCCUCAGAGGCAGAGCCGUCAUAGUGGGAGCAGUAGGGAGAAGAAAGGUGUGGCCUCACAGAAACAAGGAAGUGGAACAAUUUCAUUUCCUGCUGUGACUACAUCAAAAGGACAAUAUAAAAAUGAUGAUACACACUCUACAACUGCCAAGAAUUUUCGAUCGACUCAUAAUAUUUUACCUAAAAUGGCUUCCAACACUGUCACGGGAAAGGUUUCUAUCAUCCCCAGUAUUCAACCUUUUAAUAAGUUAAAAGAAAAGCCUGCCAUCAAUGGUAAGGUGAUACUGAAUAAGAAGAAGUUAAGCAAUUUGUUGUCUGAGCAGAUCAAGAGCAACAGAGCAGUAGCAGAAUGUAAAAAGUCCUUGGUGGGUACAUGGAAAGAUGUCCUGAUGGAACUAGAAUCCAGCAAGGAAGGGGAACCUGCAGACAACAUCCCUCAACUCUCUGAAAUGCAACGCUUGACAGAUACUGCAACCAAAAGUAAAAAAGACACUUUAAAACAUAAAACAUAUAAUGGUAACCUAAAUGACAACAGGAUAUCUAAUACGAGACUUAGCCUGGCUCCUCUGGAAAUCACUCAACAGAGUUAUCAUCGCAAAGAAGUCAUGUAGAAUUAUAAUGCAUUAAAUAUGUAUGGUAAC